This is a messenger RNA of Ruditapes philippinarum (Manila clam), 1191 nucleotides long. RefSeq lists its product as uncharacterized. The coding region runs from base 57 to 731 and encodes 224 amino acids. The record is from RefSeq and is a predicted model, not a curated record. The transcript is spliced from 4 exons. Lineage: Eukaryota; Metazoa; Mollusca; Bivalvia; Venerida; Veneridae.
AGUUGUUUGAAACUCUUAAGUAGGGUCCAAAUUACGUUUUCUUUUUUUUUUCAUAAAUGAAAAGUUUCACAAUGAAAGUGUUUGCAAUAUUAUUUCUAUUAGCUGUUGUUGCUUUGCCAUGCAGCGCAUGGUGGUUCGGCAACGAUCCGAGAGUGGAGCCACAUGAAGAUGUAAGUGAUGAAUGUUUGCGACUUGCCGCUUGGGGUCGGUGUGAGUUUUAUGAAUGUUUAGAGAGACGAUUCCCGUGUGGUCACCGUGGUUUUGCAAUACAUGUUGGAUUACAUUUCUGCAGAAAAAUUAUCAACAUGAUGGACGAUUUUACACCUGAUGGCCAGAGAUGGAUGAAUAGAACAAGUAUUUGCCUGACAAACUCUCUGUUGCCAGUUUAUCAGAGUUACGUAUCACGGUGUGACGACAUAAAUGACGUAGGUGCUGAUGGUAUUAUAGCAUGCAAUUCGAGAACUGAUCAAGACGGACAGGACUUUUGUUCUUUCGUCCACGAUAAUUCUGAAGAGUAUUUGGAUAUUUUUGGAAUGGAGGAAAUACGUAGAAUGUUGCGCCUAAGGAAACCAGGACUAUUAGGUAGGAUGCUCGUUGAUGGCGCAAAUUGUGGUGCCUAUUCUUUACGAGACAGAUUUCUUUCCGUCACUGGUGUUGUCAACGAUAUGAUCGGAACAAUGCAAGAACAUUGGGAAGACCUUACAGACAGGUGGACAAACUUUUGGAAUUAGUGUUUAGAACACUAAACUGCAUAAACAUAUAUGUUUCUAUUAUUGUCUCCUAUCGUGUGAUGCCUGAUAAUUAUUGACUUGGAAGUUACUAAUAAUUGUCUGUAUGAAAGUAAAACAGAAUAUUAUUCUGUAAUGAACUUAAAAUCUGAAAGUUAUUCUUUAUUUCUUUACAAAAAAUAUCAGUUUUUCCGUGGAUAUAAAAACGGUAAAGGUCUUGUUUAUUACAGUGUCACCCCUACUGAAAGGGCCAGCCAUUUAUGACUUAUGAGACACCUUUUGCUUGUAUACCAUGUACCUCCUAACUCCUACCACUAUGCCAGUUAUUUCUUUUUUAUUUAUUUAUUGUUCAAUCAAAACGAAUUACAGUUUACUAUCGUGAAAACAAAAUUUCACUAAAAUCAUGUAUGCAAUACAAUAUGUUUCUUUGGAAUUUAUAUUUGUAAUAAAUAUCUGAAAAAUA